Ostrea edulis (European flat oyster) is the source of this 1770-nucleotide messenger RNA. Its product is annotated as MAM domain-containing glycosylphosphatidylinositol anchor protein 1-like. The transcript has 6 exons. Gene Ontology annotation, cellular component: membrane. The record is from RefSeq and is a predicted model, not a curated record. NCBI's taxonomy places the organism in Eukaryota, Metazoa, Mollusca, Bivalvia, Ostreida, Ostreidae. The coding region runs from base 215 to 1045 and encodes 276 amino acids.
GUACACAACAGGGAGUACGUUGAAUAUGUUGUAAAUCUUUUGGGACUUAAUGUUGCAUUUUACAGACUCAAAUUGCACCAUUGUUCUCUGUAGUAUAUGUGAUAUAACCGAUUUUCGAAACAGAAUAUUUUGCGUGUUUGUUCAGUAACUUAUUUAAAAUUUAUACUUAACCAGUGACCCACAUUCUCCGGAAUCGUUUUCAUAGAAGGCAGACAUGUAUUUAUUUGGAUUUAUUAUUUGCUUCAUUAAAAUAGCAAGUUUGGCAAAUGCAUGUCUUGAGUUUAAGUUCUCCCGAGAAAUAUCAGCCUCCGAUUCUGUUCAGGUGAUAUCUAACUAUACAGGAUCUUCUAAAGAAGAACUGUUUGGUUUGUGUGUUCCACGAUGUUCAUCGGAUAUGGCUUGUAACGCUUUUGAUAUUUGCGUUGAGAAUUUACAGUGCAGAACAAUCAGGGGAUGGACUCCGAUUCUUCCUGGGAACGCGUCUGCAGGUCUGUGUCAACGUCACCAAAUGGAAUGUGACGAUGGAUAUUAUUACAACAGAGAAAAAGAGACAUGUAACUCUCACGAGUAUUGUGAUUUCGAAGAUGACCCAGAAUCCUCCUGCUUUCUUUCGGAAUCGACCGCUGAUGAAUUUGACUGGACACGUCAGACGGGUUCGACGACUUCGGUUGCCACAGGUCCUACGUCAGCUGCCAGUGGUCAAUACUAUAAGUACAUUGAAACUUCAGCAGUUGUUCAACACGAAAGAGCGAUACUAGAAACCACCAAGACAUUUCAAGAUAAAACGUACUGCCUGACUAUGUACUACCAUAUGUAUGGAGAUACAACAGAAAGUCUCUUCAUACGAACAAAGAAAGGGAAUGAUGCUCCCAUCACGCGCUGGCAGAAGUCUGGUAACCAAGGCAAUAGCUGGUACCAGUUAUCGGGAGUCAACCUCACUCUAGACUCUCAGACCAAGAUAUUAAUUGAGGCAACAAAGGGAUCAUCCUAUACCGGAGACAUCGCCAUUGAUUAUGUGGAGCUUUGGCCGUUUGCUUGUCCGUGAUCUUAACAUUCUUGAUGUCAUUAUACAAUUUGUCUUGGGACUUUCUGUAUUUAUACACCUGGUUACUCAUUAUGUAUGUUAAAGAUGUUGUGUCGUCAGUAAACGGUGCAAGCUAACAGAAAUACUUCAAAUAGAAUUCUGAGAAGAAAGAAUCGAUAAAGAGACAAUGAAAAAUGUUACCUUUUCAUCAUGAAAAAUAAUCAGCAUUUAAUUAUCUAAAUUUUCUAUAACAAAUACCUUGACGAUUUGUUAAUGAUGAAUUUUAUGUAUUUGCUGAUUAUAAAUUUUAUAUUUCAUUGUCACCUACAUAUAUAAAGAAUCAUAAUUCUCAACUGCAAAAGACUACUGAGUUAAAGUUUGUUUUCUUUCGUCAUGUCAUAUCGAUGUUCAUGACAUUAUACUUUACAUGUCCCCAAGGGUUCAGAAUUGCUUUAAUAAAUCGUACUUUCAUUCUUGUACAGUUUGUUAAUGAAUUACAAUGAGUGAUAUCCAGAAGCUUUUGAAAUUGGUUUAUUCUGUAAAUAGAUCCAAUCUUCUUCACUACUUGCAAAUUUGAUUUCUCUUAGUAUCAUUUCAAAAUCUUUUUAUGUUAUGAAACGUACUUGAGGAUGAAUUUAAGCUUUUUCUGUAACAUUGUUAUACAAACUUGUUGUUCAAUGUAUCUUUUAAACCCAAAGUAUAAACAUACACUGCAUACUCCCUCAAAUAAAAGUAAAAUGUGUGAA